ACCGCCGGUCGUGCCUAUUGCUUCGCCAUGACUUCCAACUCCAGCUCAAUCCAACACUACGAGGACCAUCAGCCUGAAAAAAAUAACACCCAUCCCGGAUCUUCCACUGACGCGAGCCAUGCUUCUUUGGUUGAAUAUAGAAAGGAUGGGGCCAUAUCCAAAAUGCGUGCACACAGAGGGAACAUCCCUGUUCUCCCACAGACAAAACUUUGCCCAUAUUGUCCAGCCAAGUUUACGCGCACUACCCAUUUGAAUCGUCACUUACGCACUCAUACAGGAGAGAGGCUCCAUCGUUGUGAUACAUGCGAUGCUCAAUUCACUCGCAGUGACCUCCUGACGAGGCACAAAAAGACAUGCGGUGACUCUUCUCAUACAAAUCGUUCACGAAGGCGAUCAUGUCAAGCUUGUGCUGACUCCAAAAUCAAGUGUGAUCUUCAGCAACCCUGUGGGAAAUGUAUAUCACGAGGAAAAGAGUGUGUCUUCGUCGCUCGAACGUCUCGCUUGUCGACGAGGUCAAAAAUACCAGGUAACCCUAUCGCCAAUGAUCGGUAUCAAACAGACGAUCUAUCGAACUUAUUUGGCGAUGCUCCUGCUUCUGGGCCUCCGAGUCGCUCAAGUUCGACCCUUUUACCUGAUCGUGCUCAGGACAUAGCCACUUCACAGGAGUCAUUCUUAUGGAAUUCUUCUCAGCCAGAAAUCCCCCAACCCGUCGAUUUUAAUCGAAGGAGCACUGUUUAUUCGCCAUCUGUUACAGAGACGGUAGAUUCUACAACCAAUUUCGGCUCUUCUGUGGUUUCUGGACCAGUUCCAGUGCAGAGUCACUUGCAUUCUCUGUACUCAAGUGAUGUCCUUGCACCAUUCUUCAACGACAUCUUCUCUAAUUAUCAUCCAAAUCGAGUGGACUCGUCGCACAUGGGUGAUAUCAACAACACCCCUUCUCCGGAUUCCUCUUCGUCUGUGGAAGAGACUUUCCCCUUUUCAACUCACCAUAUAUCCAUCACCAAUCAACCUCCCGUGGUCCCAUCGGCAGAUGGGACCACGGUAUUUGAUGAACCUUCUAUGUUCGUUGUGCCUCAACAAGAUCGUGACGAAUUCCAGCAUGGAUCUUACGCCAAUGUGAUUGAUAGCCUUACAGGGCUUCAAGGGCCAGCUUUAGUAGAACAACAACACUAUCUUUACUUGUUCUUUUCGGCUUUCCUGGUUCAGAUGCCCUUGAUUCAUGCGUAUACCUUCACAAUGGGAGCAAAAUCGCCGGUGCUAGUGAAAGCUAUGCAGGUGUGUGGCGCCCUCUACGUGAAGACUCGAACGGCAUCCAGCUUCAUCAUGAAAACGUUGGCCGAGGCUCGAGAGUUGUUGUUCCAGGAGUUUGCGAAAAGUUCUACGGAUAUUCGGGCGCAAACACAUCUCGUGCUGGCGGUGGUCCUCAUACAAGCCGUUGGAUUGUUCCAUCAGAAUGCGGAAGAACGGGCGUGUUCGGGCCUUUACCACGAUAUGUUAAUUCUGAUGAUUCGUCGUUCAAGACUCAUUGCAAGGAAUGCUUCCUGGGAACCGUCAAUUGCAACUAACCCGUCGAUGUACGACAUAGAGUGGAGAGAUUGGACUUGUCAUGAGGCAACCAAAAGGGGGUUUUUACUCUCUUAUGUACAUGAUUGUACUCGAUGUAUGGUUGCCCUGCCGGCAUCGUAUACUGCAACUGAGGUCGAUUUAUAUCUUCCAUGUGACGAUGCGUUAUGGAAGGCAAGGUCAGCAGAGGAGUGGUACAGUAUUCUCCAGCAACCGUCUCCAUACGGAGACCCUCGAUCACGCUUGAUAGGUGUACACAUGCUAAGCGCACUUGAGGCUUUGUACCCAACUACGAACCUUACCUCUCCGUAUAUGUGCCUUAAUCCAUACGCGCUAUUCGUUCUAAUUCAUGCCAUCCUACGGCGUCUAUUCGCAUUCGGUGUAUCAACCCGUAUGCCCGGUGCUCAGAUCAUCUCCUUACCUGAGGCAUGGCAAAGUCAUCCCGAAGCAGCGGAUCUAGAAAUAAUGAUGGUGCAGUAUGCCCUGCAUAGCUGGCUCAAACACUGGCUCAAAGCAACCGAAACGCCCGGCUCUACCGAGCCUCCCGAGGAACCGCCGUUUUCGUCAAAUGCCCUGCCAUUCUAUUGGCUAGCGCAAGUGUCCAUCAUGGCGUACCAGGAACGCAUACCACCGUUUGACGACUCUGCGAGGGACAACAGACCGGAUGCGACGUUCCGUCUGGUCAAACAGUGGCUCAGACACAUUAGGGACUUUCUGCGUAAAAGCGACCAAAUGCCUACCUUGUUCUGGGACGAAUUGAUGAAAAUGCGCUUGCAGAGUUGGCAGGAGGAGAUGCAGGGAGGGAUACCGGAUGAUCCGGAGGGGUUACUCGGCCUCUUCUCCAAUCUUUGACGUCUUCAGUUAAUUUGGUAAAUCGCUUGACCGUAAAUAUCUCUUAACCUUGCAACAAUUGUACCUAUUUGGUUUUCUUUACAAAAUGUCACGAGUACGCUGACGAAUAGACAUUGGUCAGGAUAAUAAAACCGUAUUGAGGACUUGUCCUACCACUUACCUCGUGGUGCUU
Molecule: messenger RNA, 2587 nt
Organism: Serpula lacrymans var. lacrymans S7.9
Lineage: Eukaryota; Fungi; Basidiomycota; Agaricomycetes; Boletales; Serpulaceae
Exons: 8
Coding region: 28-2415 (795 amino acids)
Biological process (GO): regulation of DNA-templated transcription; DNA-templated transcription
Molecular function (GO): DNA-binding transcription factor activity, RNA polymerase II-specific; DNA binding; zinc ion binding
Source: RefSeq, a predicted model, not a curated record